UCACACUCACAUUUCGUCCGUCCGCACAGAGAUUGAGAGAGACACAGAGGGGGGAGGGCAGAGUUUGAGGGAAAAGGCUGUGUGUUGGAGGCUAAAUCAUUUACAACAGAAUCACCUCCAACCAAAGCCCACACACCCCCCUCAAACCAGAAUACUCUCUGACGCCUUCACUUGUGUGUCGAUUCUUUUUCUCUUCACAAAAGGGGUUUGGCGGAGGGAUUUAUGUCUUUUGAGCUCCAUCUGUCCUCUGGAGCGUUGAAGCACCUCUGCUUUUCUUGUUCGUCUCUGUUCUUCACCCUUCACAUGCAAUUGGAUUCUCAACAAAAUCACAGCUUUCGAUCCUUUUUCAUGCAAUCAACAUCAAAUCGGGUCGUGGGUUUUCAUCGACAUUAAAGAUAGCGUAAAACUUUUCACCCUCUCAAAGUAUCAUUCGUAGAACAAGUUUUGGCUUCGUUUAUUUGUUCAUUAUAGUUAAAGAAUUGAACCCCAAAAUGGGCGGAUUCCGAAGGCAGUUCGUAAGCCGAGAUAUAUAUGGUAACGAUGAUAAGAAAAUGAAGCAACCAAAACAAGAAAAAUCCAAUUCCGUGAGGAAAAUUCGUGUCCUGUUACACGAUCCUGAUGCUACCGACUACUCGAGUGAAGAAGAUGAACAUUUCAAUCAAAACGCUAAAAACAUAGUUUGGGAGAUACCCUUUCCAGGUAUCAGCCGUAACCCAUCCAAGGAGGCCUCACACAAACAAAAUGCUGAUGCCGAUGCUGAUGCGGAUGCUGCAAAAUUCAAAACCAAGGCUGAUGUAAAAGAAAGCAGUGGAAAAACACAGCGAUCGUCGUCGAUGUAUAAAGGCGUUCGACGAAGAAAAUGGGGGAAAUAUGCAGCCGAGAUUCGAGAUCCUAUUCAUCGACGAAGAUUGUGGCUCGGUACUUACAACACUGCAGAAGAAGCUGCUAUUGCUUAUCAGACAAAGAAGCACGAGUUCGAAAGUAUGCAAACCAUGGAGAAGAACAACAGUGAGCUCGGUGGAGAGAAGAAGAUCAGAUCACUCGUUGUCGACACCGCUGAAUCUAAAGAAACUAUGUCUAUGUUUUCGCAUCCUUCACCAUCAUCUGUUCUUGAUCUAUCUGCUGGAAGCUCAUGCAGCAAUGGACUCAAGAGUGUAAAACAAUUCAAUGUGGAUCAAACAAUGGAAGAACAUUCAGUCACUGAUGAAUGUAUGGUUAUGCUAGAUGGAGUAGAAGACAUGCUGGAAUCCAUCUAUAAAGAUGAGCCGUCCAUUUCAGACAUCCUGGACGAGACGCCGAUGCCGAUACUUCCAUUUGAUUCGCGGGAAUUGGAUUUUCAAGUUUUCGACGACAAUGUGUUGAUCUGCAGCGAUUUUGAUCGGUUAUAUAACGAUAUGAACUAUGUAGAGGAUUGUACUCUAUACGACAUUGAAAGCAGUCUCGGGGCGCUCGAUCUUCCUCCAAUGGAGAUAGAAUUCGACAAGGAGUUUUCAUGGUUCGACGAGACGUUGAGUAUAUCGUGCAUGUAAGUUUUGCAGGUAGAAGAGGAGAUAGUAGUGUCAAAAGCACAGUAAAUAAAAGCAUCGUGAGGGUGCAAUCUGCGAUAAAUGUAUGGAAGAGGGAGAGAAUUCUUGGGUUUUUCUCUGGGCUUUAGAGCCGUCCAAGAUUGUUUUUUUCAACUCUCAUUUGUAUUGCUAAGCUAUAUGAUUAAUUUGAAUGCAAGUUUUGCCUGCUUCUCUGCAUA
Cucurbita maxima (winter squash) is the source of this 1744-nucleotide messenger RNA. Its product is annotated as ethylene-responsive transcription factor ERF073. The record is from RefSeq and is a predicted model, not a curated record. The coding region runs from base 492 to 1529 and encodes 345 amino acids. The transcript has 3 exons. Gene Ontology annotation, molecular function: DNA-binding transcription factor activity; DNA binding. Gene Ontology annotation, biological process: regulation of DNA-templated transcription. Lineage: Eukaryota; Viridiplantae; Streptophyta; Magnoliopsida; Cucurbitales; Cucurbitaceae.